Pipra filicauda (Wire-tailed manakin) is the source of this 1798-nucleotide messenger RNA. RefSeq names its product Ig heavy chain Mem5-like. The transcript is spliced from 7 exons. The record is from RefSeq and is a predicted model, not a curated record. The coding region runs from base 175 to 1119 and encodes 314 amino acids. Gene Ontology annotation, biological process: positive regulation of B cell activation; B cell receptor signaling pathway; innate immune response. NCBI's taxonomy places the organism in Eukaryota, Metazoa, Chordata, Aves, Passeriformes, Pipridae. Gene Ontology annotation, molecular function: antigen binding; immunoglobulin receptor binding. Gene Ontology annotation, cellular component: blood microparticle; external side of plasma membrane; immunoglobulin complex, circulating.
UCUCCCGAGUUCCCCCUUCUCCCGCGGCCCCGGGGGGGCCGGGGCGGGUCUGUGGGGUCGGGCAGAGGCGCCGGCGCUGCCCCGGCGAGGCGGGGCCGGGCAGGAGCGGCCCGAGCGCGGCUCCGCUCGGCUCGGGGGCGGCUCCCGCGGAGCCCUCGGCCGCGGCCGGGCACGAUGUCGGCCGGGCUGGGGCCGUGGCUGCUGGGCUUGGCCUUGGCCUUGGGGCCGGCAGGGCUGUGGGCGCAGCUGAGGCUGGAGGAGGCCGGCGGAGGGCACCGAGCGCCCGGGGAGUCCGUGCUCCUCUCCUGCCGCGGGUCCGGCUUCACCUUCGAGAAUCAUUAUGUUCGCUGGUACCGUCAGGCACCCGGAGUGGGGGUCGAGUGGGUGUCCUGGAUAAGCCAUUUUUCAUCACAGAUUCAGUUUGGGCCAGCAGUGGAGGGUCGAGCCACAGCCUCCCGGGACAAUUCCCGCUCUGAGGCAUCUCUCAGCCUGCACCUCCUGCACGCUGGGGACUCUGCCCGCUACUUCUGUGCUGUUUGCACAGAGAUACGAAAUCGGCUGAGCUUGAACACAAACCACCCGUCAGUGUCCCAGCCUCGGAGCUGGAAGGGGCUGUGUCCCACAGAUGUGCAGCAGCAGGACUUCAUUUCUGCAAGCAGUCCAAAACAUUCUGUCCCACAAGUCAUUGUGAUGAAAUCAAAGAAACUGGAAGAAGGAGGCAGCACUGGGAAAGCAGCUUGUUUGGCAAGGAAUUUCAGUACAAAGAACAUCAGCUUGGAGAUGUCCUCUGAUGAGGUCGUGUAUGAACAGAGCACACCCAUUCUGGCGUCAGAGGGGCUGUACAGUGCAAUGAAGGUGGUCAGUGUGACAAAAGACACAGAGGUGACCUGCAAGGCCCAUUUGGACAUUGGCACCAUUACAGCAUUGUCAGAAAAGGAGGCUGAAGAACCCGUAACGAGGACCAGUAACAGGGUUUGCAACAGCACAGACACCUCUGCCCAAGGUACCACAGUGCAGAGAGUGAACAUGCUGUCUGUGGCUGUGCUGGGUUUGAGAGUCCUGCUGGCAAAAAGCAUCGCCUUCAAUACACUCAUGAGUAUCAAGUUGGUUCUUUUCUGAGCCAUGUGGAGUCAAGGCAAGAGGAACCUGAAGAACUGCAGGAAAGAAGGUGAACCAGCAGCACAACGGGCUGGACAAGCAGUGUCACAUCUGCUGACAGUGAGCACCCAGAACACAACACAGCCCCUUCCCCUUUAGACAUUUGAUGCUGUUCAAUCCUGCCCAGCCAGUUCAUUUAGAUUUAAGAGUUGUAACUGCUUUUGCUAUUUCUUUUUCUCUGUGCACUGAGGAGAGUGCAUUUCUCCUCAUCCUCCUGCUGAGUAGAUCUCCCCACUGUUCUGGCAUUUACACAGGAAUGUCCAACCUGCCUCAAUAGUUGUAGAAAAACCCAAUCCUCACUAUCAAUACAUAUAGAUAUAUAGAGAGCUAUAUAACGUUUUAAAUCAGGUUUCACAGGCAUGUUGUGUUACUGUCUGUAGAACUGGUGUGUUACUGCAGAGACAAUUCAGGCACAAUAGUUGCCAUUUAUAGCUUUGGUUUUUAGACAGCUUUAUUAACAAUAAUUUCCUAUUGUGGUUGAGAAGACCUGUGUUGGAUCUGAAGUGAUCCAAUUCAAACAGAUAAUGUUCAACCAUAGAAACAUUUCUUUCUUAAACCUGUAUUUCUUCUGCAAAAUAUAUCCCACGUGCAUUUUAGUUUCCUGUAGUAGUGACAAAAAUAAAAUUUUCCUUGACCAAAA